Molecule: messenger RNA, 441 nt
Organism: Brassicogethes aeneus
Lineage: Eukaryota; Metazoa; Arthropoda; Insecta; Coleoptera; Nitidulidae
Source: the annotation of a GenBank genome assembly
AUGUACGCUAAAAUUGAAACGGAACGACUCCUCUACAUUCGAUUAAAUCAAACCAAGUUGCGUUGCGAAGAGUACAUGAAUUUAAGUGAUGCAGUUGUUAACGAUGGUUAUGGAGUCCACGGCACAUGCAUCCACAUCCACAAAAUGCAAUUACAUAUGUUCCCGUAUAUGGCCGUACAUUUACAGAUGCGCCCGGAGGCACAGCACAAAAUAUUGCACUGGAAUUGCGGCAACCCUUUUGGAUGGUGGUCGAACAGCACAUUCUGCUCUAAAUUGCCAUUGAAUAUCCAGAUUCCUGAGACACCGACAUGCAAUAUCAGGAAACAUUCUGGAAUGGGUACUCCAAUCAAGUUAACUCAUUAUAUGGGACGAAUGUACUAUGGUCCACAAAAAAUCAUUAGAAGCGCUUCAUCGUACACUACAAGAUUUGAGAAGGAAUGA